Messenger RNA from Perkinsus marinus ATCC 50983, 3786 nucleotides. RefSeq lists its product as hypothetical. The record is from RefSeq and is a predicted model, not a curated record. NCBI's taxonomy places the organism in Eukaryota, Perkinsozoa, Perkinsida, Perkinsidae. Gene Ontology annotation, molecular function: catalytic activity. The coding region runs from base 1 to 3786 and encodes 1261 amino acids. The transcript has 7 exons.
AUGCCCGUCACCGAAAGUGACAUCGCUCGCCUCCAACAACAGAUCGCCGAGCUAAGUGCCGUCGUCUCUAUGAAACAGGACAUGGCCGUUACGAACGACCAAAGCGGCAAUCCUGUUGGUGUGAAAGAUUGCCUACUGCUCCUGGAGAACAAGAUGAAGGGUAUGGAGGAUAGAGUGAAGAUCAGCGUGGCCGAUCUGCACACUCUAAUUAGUAAUAACGAGGAGCGCUUGGAUACCAUCACUGAUAAGCUCAACGACUGUGUCACUAACUUGGACAGGAAAAUUGACGCGCAGUCCAACAUGAUGCAGAGUAUGUACAAGCUCCUCGACAACAUGGCUAAUCAGUCGAACAAACAGCAAGCACCCAACCAGGAGGCGAGACCAACAACCAAGAACCCAAGAUCGCCACCGAGAAUCAUGACCACCAACUCCCAUGCUCGCAUCGAGAGAAGUGAGCCCAGCUUUGACUACAAGUCCAACUCAAGGGUCGUCAUCUUUGGCGUCGCCGAGCCGGAUGAUUCAUCGAACACUCUCAACGGAGCUGAUACUGGUAGCAGGCCCACGGUCCGAACUCAGGUGGAAGAUGCACUGAAAGCUGCUGGAGUGAUCUACGAGGCACCCCACAUACGUACCACCAAAAGACUUGGUACAUAUAACCCAGACAGGAGUGAAACUACAAGGCCGAGGCCUAUAUGUGUACAAUUCUCCUCACCCGACGUCGCUAGCACCUUCUUGCGCGAGAACGGCGGCAAACUGCGAUGUCACGGAAUUAAUAUGAAAUGGUGGAGGCCGGGUAAGCCGAGAGCAAGUAAGGAAACUUGCGAAGGAAAGAAUGAUCCUAUUUUUCUGGGCGGCCUUCGGCCGCCUCCUUCGAAGCAAGCUGUUUUACUACAAACUGCCCUACAAAUUUUGUUCGAUUGUAUUAAAGGGAAGAGAGAAACGUUACUAGGGCGUGGAUCAACCUUCCGGGUUGGUACUCUCAACGUCCAAUCAGCGAGGUCACGGUUCCGGCUCGAUAAUCUCACUAGAAUGAUUGAGGGAGAUUGCUGUGAUAUACUGAUACUCUGCGAAACUCACUGUAUGCUCGUUACCAAUAUAGCGAGCAAAACAAUAUUAAAUGCAGACAAUGAUGGUGUCAAGGCGGUGAUCUCUCUCAGGGCAAAGAGAAAUCAGAUUUGCCACAAAGUUAUUGGACAGAGGAUUAUGGUUAUGAGAUUCUACUCGAGACUCAUUCGCGUCACUAUCAUUGGUGUAUACUGGCCAGCGCAGACCUCCUCUCGGUCAAAACAAGAACUCGAAGACUUUGCCGACUCACUGUCCAGUGUAAUUAGUGAGGUAUCACAGAGGGACUUACUGAUUGUCUUGGGAGACUUCAACGCCACCGGAUACAACUGGGGAUUGCUUUACAAUAUCACUGAGGGCCACAGCUUAUGCGUACCCCAACAAACUAAGUUCCACCAUCUUAAAGAAGUGGGAACGUGGACUCCACCCGGAGCGACACGGAGACAAGCCAACCCCAUUGACUUAGUCAUGGUGAGGAAGCACCAAGUGAAUAUGAUAGAGGAGAUGCAAAUCAUCACCCCGAAUUUCAUCGAGACUGAUCAUAUGAUGGACUCGUCAAAUAUCACAAAGAUGGAGGCAGCGUUGAGAAAUGGAUUGCGAUCACUUGAUGAGCGGGUAGACGACUGCGAUAUUGACCUACUAUGGAAUGACUUCAAGGAGAGUGUGCGACAAAGCUACGAGUUGGCAAAAGAACGAGAAGUAGACAACCGCUACGGAAGAACACCGGCCAGCGGCCGUGGGAGCAGAAAAGAAUUACGAGCAGGGAUUCAUCAAGCAGUUGAAGAGAUCAGGCACACCCCCAUGCAUGAUCACCGAUCAAUAUGGAGUCUUCUCCGUAAAAGAUUGGGAGUUAAAGGUAGGAGUGAUACCAUACUGGGGAUCCUACAAGCCGAGGACUUCGCAGCAUACAUGAGAGAGCUGUACACACCACCAGAUUACAACAAUCCGAGGGUACCAGCGAGAGAGACAGGGAGACCCGUUGGCUAUCGGGAUCCCGAGGAGGACCCUCAACCGGCACCGGCACCACCUUCCCCGAACGAGGUCUUCGAGGCUACAGCUAGGUUGAAGAGGGGCAAGGGCCCAGGUAUCGAUGGGAUCAGCGGAGACCUUCUCAAACAAAGCCCAGUUUUGCAGCGAUGGAUCCAUAAGAUAUGUGAGAAAUGUUUCGUGGCAGAAAAGCAGCCAACUGAAUGGCUAACGAGUGAAGUGACACUCAUCAAGAAGGGCCGGAAAGCGGCAGACACAGUGAUGUCCUAUCGAACGGUGAUGGCACAAGUAGCGGCGGCGAAAAUUUACUCAGCGGUUAUAUUGGGAAGGAUCAGAGACCAGUUGGAUGAAAGGAUUCACCACUCACAAUGCGGAUUCAGAAAACUUCGGUCUGCAGUUGGAGUCAUACAUGCCACGCAAUUGCUGAGAGAUGCAUGCAUAGCAUAUAAUCGACCCCUCUGCCUACUGAUGGCAGACUGGAAGAAGGCAUUCGAUAAGUUGGAUAGGAAGUUCAUGACGGACUGUCUACAAGCGGCGGGUAUUCACCCAAAAUAUUUGAGAAUAAUAGAGCAGAGCUAUUCGGAUGCAGUGGCAUCAUUGACAGUUCAUAGGAAGACCUGUGAAGUAAAGUUGGGAUCAGGAGUUAAGCAGGGCGAUAUAUGGAGCCCCAUUAUCUUCAUAACAUCACUGGAUAUGAUAUUGAGACGAAGUACAAUAACUGCAAAGCGUGGUUUCGUCCUUCUCAGAGAGCAUGACUACACCCAUCGACACACUCGAUUCUCUGAAAGAUCGUAUAGCUUACAAGAACCUAUCGGGUGCCUAUGCUUCGCUGAUGAUAUUACGGUCCCAACAAACUCUCAAGAAGAGAGUGACAUUGCACUGGAUGCGUUAGAAGAGGAGGCUGCCCCAGCAAAUCUCAGCUUGGGAAUCGGUGAACCGGAAUGUAAGACAAGGAGGCUACUUAUCAAUUGUCAACACGACAGCGAGCACAACAGAGUGGCAGUGGUUACGGAGUAUCGGCAACUGGGAGUCUUAAUAUCUAGUGAAGCUGGAUACGCGAAGGCAAUACGUGAUCGGAUUCGAGUCGCGGGGGCCAACCUUCAUCGGCUCCACAACAUCUGGAAGUCCCACGACAUCGGUAUUCGAGGUAAGAUGGUUGUGAUGAGGUCCGUCGUCUUUGCUUCGCUCUUCUAUGGAUCGGAGACUAUGGCCCUUAAUAAGGAGGAGACACAAAUGUAUAAGACGUUCUACAAUACAUGCUUAAGGAAAGUGAUUCGGUUACCUCCGAUGACGACGAUGUCUUCCAAGGAGCUCUGCGCUCGUACACGUUCAGCAGGAUGUUUGAAUGAACUCCGUGCGAGAAGAUUGAGAUGGUAUGGACAUCUAAUGAGAUCACCGGAUGAUAACGUGGCCAAGAGAUUAUUAGAGUGGAACCCGAGAGUGCACAAUGGAUUCUCGAGGCGCCCAGGAAUCAUUCCUAGCAGAAUAGAGGUCAGUAGUGCUGACUCAGCACCUCUUUCGAGCUCGCUUGCAGCUGUUCAAUGCACCUUAUGCCAAAUUCCUGCCGGAACUGCGGCCUUGGAACGUUCGUUCAGCUCUGGGAAAUUCGUCACGAAGGUCAACAGACUUCAAGCAGAGACAUUCACUGAUGUUUACUUACGAUACAAGACCCGCAAGAGCUUGGGAUUGAUAGAUUCUGAGUCAAGUGAUAUGCAGCUCCCUGAACAACCCAAUUGA